AUGGAGACAGGUGCACUACCGAACACAAAUCGGGAUUGGAAUGGUGGCAAGACCAAGGAAGACUUAGAGAAAAGCAACGAUAAUCAUUAUAUUGAUCCAUUGCCUUUUAUUCGAAACGAAGAACAGUGUGCUGUGAUCACUGCAUACCUUGAGCAUCUAUUGGAAGAGCAGCCAUCAGAAUUACGCUGGUGCGUUACUGGCAUCACAGGAACAGGGAAGAACUACGUCAUGAAGAUUCUUCAUGGUAUAACAAUGCUUUGGACGGCUAAUGCAAUGUCUUCAAUCAUCACCGCUCCAACUGGUGCUGCAGCUGGUAACGUAGGUGGUUCAACACUCGACCGCCUAGGUAAAUUUAAGCGCCUGGCUACGGAGGAUGUUUCCCUGAGUAAGUCUGGAAACGAAUCUGAAUUCGCACAACAGCAAACGCUUCUACAAAACACUAUUCUUCUACAGAUAGAUGAGGGCUUCAUGUAUGGCAAGAGGCUUCUAGGGUAA
Messenger RNA from Sphaeroforma arctica JP610, 495 nucleotides. RefSeq lists its product as hypothetical. The coding region runs from base 1 to 495 and encodes 164 amino acids. The record is from RefSeq and is a predicted model, not a curated record. Lineage: Eukaryota; Ichthyosporea; Ichthyophonida. The transcript is spliced from 2 exons. Gene Ontology annotation, molecular function: DNA helicase activity. Gene Ontology annotation, biological process: telomere maintenance; DNA repair.